Haliotis rufescens (red abalone) is the source of this 2923-nucleotide messenger RNA. Its product is annotated as prostatic acid phosphatase-like. Bases 128 to 1519 code for a protein of 463 amino acids. The record is from RefSeq and is a predicted model, not a curated record. Lineage: Eukaryota; Metazoa; Mollusca; Gastropoda; Lepetellida; Haliotidae. The transcript has 11 exons. Gene Ontology annotation, molecular function: phosphatase activity. Gene Ontology annotation, biological process: dephosphorylation.
UCCCUUUGGGUGGGAAUACGGAAGUAAGGCACGUGAGCGAAAAAAUAGAGGAAAGGAAAACUGUUAGGGAAGUACCUAAUGUACUGGCCAAGGAUUUGAAAGAACCCAAUUGCGCUAACAAGCGGCGAUGUUAAGUUUGUCGAAAGCCUUUCAUCUUGACAAUUCUGCUUUUCCUAACAGGCUUGUCAUCUCUCGCUCGUCCAAGUCUCCUGCCUGUUUGAUUGCCCUCACAUUCAUAUGCAUCAUUUCAACCUACGAGAGCGUGAAUGGAGAUGUGCCAAGCGACACGGGAAAUGCAACACUGUCGUUAGUGCAGAUUUUGUUUCGCCAUGGUGAUCGGGCCCCCCUGGGAAUCUACCCCAGAGACAAGUACAAGGAAAACUCCUGGCCAGUGGCAUGGGGGAUGCUGACGGACAUAGGAGCAGACCAAUCUUUUCUCUUGGGCCGCUUCUUGAGGGACCACUAUAAAGAGCUGAAUGUUGGAUCUCUGACAGAUUCUCAGGUGUAUGUGCGUAGCACAUCCGUCCUGCGAGCUCGGAUGACGGCAGAGUGUGUAAUGGCGGGGAUACUACUGGCCAAUGUGAGCAAGUGUGACUUGAAGAAAGUGCUGCAGCCAAUCAAAGUGCAUUAUAAAGAUGAAAAACACGAUCAGCUGUUGUCCAUGGCACCGUGUCCCCUUCAGGCGAGACUUAAACAGGAAUGGAGGAGUAAAUCCACUGCAUGGGGAAGGUUUCUCAAGAGCUGUGAGAAGUUGUUCAUGUACCUCAGUAAGUUCACUGGAUGGAAGGUUGACGUGACCAACAUACUGAGGAUAGCUGAUACAGUGUACUGUGAGAUUCACCAUAACCUCACACAGCCUCAAUGGAUGUUGCCGGAGGUUUCACCACUUAUGAAUGUUUUCAAUGAGUCCUCAUCCUUCGCUUACCCAACAUCAGAGGUGCAGAAAUUAGGUGCAGGUCCUCUAGUUGAGAAGAUGCUGUCAAACAUUAUGCAGAAGAUGAAAAAGCCUCGCAGUCAGAUGAAACUGUUUGUGUACUCAGCACAUGACUCCAACGUCAUAGCUUUUCUGUCAGCGCUUAGAGUGUUCAACACCAUCCAGCCGCCCUAUACCGCCUGCGUGAUUCUGGAGUUAUAUCAGAUGAAGCAGAUGUACUUUGUUAAAGUCCUGUACAGAAAUGACACAACAAGACUCCCCUACACAUUAAAAAUACCAGGUUGUGCCACACUAUGUCCUGUUGCCACUCUCAACCGACUGUUGAGUAAUGUGACAUUAGAGGCCGAGUCUCGAGGUUCAGUGUGUGGCUCCAGCAAUGCUGUGUUUGGAUCCACCAAGCCUGAAAACAAUGUAAUACCACUGGUAGCUGCAGGCAUCCUCAGCCUCAUCCCGGUUGUUGCUGUUGCACUAUUUGUCUUCAACCGAUACUGCCGCAGGCCCAACAAGCAUGUCACCAGCUAUCGCCAGCUCCUUAAUUCUGAGACCUACCCACUCGACAGUGACGAAGAUGAACUUCUGUCCUGAUGCACAUAAACGCAACAUUUUUUUAUUGGUUUGGUAUGAUAGAGACUCAGUUGCAUUGAUAUGGGUAAAACAAUCUCACUUGUUAGUGAUAUUUUGUUUACAAAAUGUCAUUGUUUUUUACCAUUCCAAUUAAGAUCGUGUUUAUAGUUUCUGCAGUUAAACAUACUUACAAGGUAUGCAGAACUGCAAUACGAAAUAUACCUAUAUUGAAGACGCUGAUGGUAUCAGUGGUGGCAACACAUUGAUAACAAGUUAAAAUGUCACUAGUAAUUAUUGCUGCCAUCAAUGUUACAGCUCGGACAAUCACCAUCUCUGGUGCUCUUCCAUUCAUUUUCAUCCCACGCAUGAAAAAUCAAAUUACUAUUUCGGAAAGGUUUGUUACCUGACUGACUGACUGAGAAGGUGAAAAGUUCAUGGAAGUAAACAAGUGGACAAGAAUUGUUUUUGAAACGGUUAUCUGCAAAAUAAUUUCAGUAAUGAAGAAUACUUCAGAUUCAUCUGCUUGAAAAACAGGAUGUUUCAAAAAUACAGUAUACUACGUUUAUGACGAACAUGGUUAUAACAAACUGAUGGAUGUAAGGAACUUACUUAUUGGUCCCGGUCGUUUACUUAUAUACUGUAUAUAUUAUGCUUAUAACUAACUACAGUUAUAACGAACUAAAUAUAGUGGUCCCUUUGAGUUCGUAUAACCGUAGUUCACUGUAUAAAAAUAUUACACGUUUGUGAAAUGUUUAGUUUGAAGAUCUGUCAAACACCAUUCUGUCAAAUUUGAUAGGGCCUACAUAAUUACUUCGGGUUAUCCAAUGUUUGACGUAACCAAAAAUGAUGAAUAAAGAAGAAAUACAUAGGGACCAAGUUUUUACUUUGCGACAACUGUAAAUACAACAGUGUUUGACUAUAUUUCACUGAUUUAAGACGGGCAUCAAAGCUUAAAGUGUGCUUACUUGUGUGCAGGUUACUUGUUUCCCUACCCUUCAUUCCUCAGUGGACUCGACCAAGGCAAGUGUUACUUGGGUGCAGGUUACUUGUUUCCUUACCCUUCAUUCCUCAGUGGACUCGACCAAGGCAAGUGUUACUUGUGUGCAGGUUACUUGUUUCCCUACCCUUCAUUCCUCAGUGGACUCGACCAAGGCAAGUGUUACUUGUGUGCAGGUUACUUGUUUCCCUACCCUUCAUUCCUCAGUGGACUCGACCAAGGCAAGUGUUACUUGUGUGCAGGUUACUUGCUUCCCUACCCUUCAUUCCUCAGUGGACUCGACCAAGGCAAGUGUUACUUGUGUGCAGGUUACUUGUUUCCCUACCCUUCAUUCCUCAGUGGACUCGACCAAGGCAAGUGUUACUUGUGUGCAGGUUACUUGUUUCCCUACCCUUCAUUCCUCAGUGGACUCGACCAAGGCAAGUGUU